Magallana angulata is the source of this 3636-nucleotide messenger RNA. RefSeq names its product NEDD8 ultimate buster 1-like. NCBI's taxonomy places the organism in Eukaryota, Metazoa, Mollusca, Bivalvia, Ostreida, Ostreidae. The transcript is spliced from 16 exons. The record is from RefSeq and is a predicted model, not a curated record. Gene Ontology annotation, molecular function: protein binding. Gene Ontology annotation, biological process: regulation of ubiquitin-dependent protein catabolic process. The coding region runs from base 275 to 2125 and encodes 616 amino acids.
ACUGCGGGGAAUAGUAAAUAACAAACAGAAAGUGAAAACAUCAUUCGAAGUUCUGACAUUGCACAUUUUUGAUGUUGUGGUAAUAGCUAUUUCUGUAAUUGAGAAGUUAUAUAUUGUUAAAAAUAAUUGGAGAAAAAAGAUAUUGUUUCAUUUCAUUCCUGAGGAUGUCGAUAGUGUGCGGGGAAUUUUAGCGAAAAAAUAUUGAUAACUUCAGUUGUCUUCUGCAACAACGUUGUGAAACGUACGUUGAUUAUCAGUGAAAUAGCAAAAAAUCAUGGACGCGCCAAACUAUACAAUUGAACUUCAGACGCAGAAAGUGAGACAGAGACUGAACGCCGAUCAGAUAAAACUAUGGCUGCCACCGUACACAGACACAGCUGACGGGAAACAGGGCCAGGGAAAUAUCCCAGAGGAACUGUGUGUAAAAUACUCCAAUGAUUUAAACAUUCCUGCCGCAGACAUCAGAGAAAUUCUCGAACAUUUGCGACAGCAUGCCUUGCAGAAAUUGGCAGAGAGGGAUCAGUUCCAAAAGACAGGAAAAGCAGUGUUGAAAAUAAAAGCAACAGGACUACGAGAAAAUAAGGAGAGGAUCUCACAGAUAGAGACAGUGGAAAUAUCCCUGACCAGUACAGGUUGUGAUUUAAGACAAAUGUUGGCCGAGAAACUGGGACUUCCAGCUCAUCAUCUGAAGAUGAUAUGCCGUGGUCAAGUAGUCAGUAUGACAAAGUCACUGCAAGAACAAAAUGUCAAGCAUGGUUCACAGCUGAUGUGCCUCUGUCUGUCUGUCUCUGAGGCGGAGGCUGCUCAGAAAGAGGAGGAAGUGAUGCAGAUGAUGAACACCAGGCAAGCUGCUGAGCUCCUGUCCAGCAAAGUAGAAAAAGAUGACUAUGAUGUGGACAUUCAGAUAGCAGACCAAUCAGGAAGACCUUUGAAGUUGCCACCAGAAGAAAGAAAGGCUCUUACACUUGCGAUGACUAUGCAUGAGAAAGGGAGGGUGGCCAUAAAGAAAAAGGAGAUCACAAAAGCCUUACUUCUUUUGCUGGAGGCAGAUAAGGAGUUCAGGAAAUGUGGAGCCAAUAUUUUGAGUGCCGUAGAUAACUAUGCAGUUCUCUGCUUAGACAUUGUUUGGUGCUACCUCUGUUUACAAAAUAUCGAGGAACUUCCAGAUGCAGAUCAACGAUUGAGAUCUAGUGAAGACUGUUUUGUAAGAAGUUAUGGAGCGAAUUUAGAGAGAUUGGCAGCAGUCAAAGGAGAAUCAGGAACACAGUUAGCAUUGUACAUGAAAUUACAUCUACUUCAAGGCAUUGUGGCUUUCCAUCAUCAUAGAAUUACAGAAGCUAAUGUACUCCUUAGAAAGGCUGAAGAAGAACUGAAGAGGUUACAGAUCGAUGAAAACCAACUGUCACAAAUGAUGGUGAUGGGUUUUAGUGAGAGAGAAGGUCGCCUGGGGUUAAGAGCAACCAAUGGGGACAUGACUAAAGCAAUACAGCACAUCAUUGAAAAGAGAAAAGAAAAGGAAGAAAUUGAGAAGAAGGUUAAAAAAGAAAGGAGACAGAAGAAAAUUCAGAGAGAUUUGGGCAAAACAGCAUCAGGAGCAAAGGUGGAUAUGUCUCUUUAUGAGAAUCUGAUCAGCAUGGGCUAUGGCAGGGGUGCUGCAGCAGCCGCCCUUAAACAGACUAACAAUGAUUUAAACCAGGCAUUAGAGGUCUUACAGUUACACCCAGAGCUCUUAAAUCUUCCAGAUCCUGAAAAGAAGUCAGUUGAUAUCACAGAUGACAUGAUUGCACAGGUGGUGGCUAUGGGUUUUGAUACCAUCAUGGCAAGCAGAGCUUUACAAUUAGUCAAGGGAGAUGUACAGAAGGCAAUAGAAGAACUGAUUCAGAAGGGAGGUAUUCUCCCACCAACACCAGAGGAGAGCUCACCCAGUAGUUCAGACAGUUCUCCCAGUGAGGCGGGGCCCAGCCACCGGUCUUCUGAGGAGGAGGAGAAUAAGGCGAUAAAGGAGCUGGUGUCUGACCUCCCUGAGGAUGAGGAGGACUACCUCGACCUCACGCUACAGGAGGAGGCACAGUAUCUGGAGGAGUACUUGGCUAAAGUCAACAGUGUCCUCUCUACCAACACCUAGUAACACAGGCUAGACAAGUCCUGGAUAUGUACAUCAUGUUGACAAAUCUAUCUAAAUACAUCUUGUAGACAGGUCUUCGCUAUUUGCACCAUGUAGACAAGUCUUGGCUAUUUACACCAUGUAGACAAGUCUUGGCUAUUUUCUCCAUGUAGACAAGUCUUGGCUUUAUACACUAUGUAGACAAGUCUUGGCUAUAUACAUUAUGUAGACAAGUCUUGGCUAUUUAUACCAUGUAGACUAGACUUGGCUUUUUACAUCAUGUAGACAAGUCUUGGCUAUUUACACCAUGUAGACAAGUCUUGGCUAUUUACGCCAUGUAGACAAGUCUUGGCUAUAUACACUAUGUAGACAAGUCUUGGCUAUAUACACUAUGUAGACAAGACUUGGCUAUAUACAUUAUGUAGACAAGUCUUGGCUAUUUAUACCAUGUAGACUAGACUUGGCUUUUUACAUCAUGAAGACAAGUCUUGGCUAUUCAUACCAUAUAACAAGUUUUAGUUAUUACUUAAUGUGAACAAAUCUCACAAACCUACACUUUCCAGAAAAGUCAGACAUCAACCUACACUAUACUGAAAAGUUUCUUCCACUUAUGCUAUGUAGAAAGAUCUUGCCUUUAGGACCAUGCAGAUAAGCUCAUUUACAUAUAUCAUGUAAACAAUACACUUAUUAAUUAACACUAUGCAAACAAGUCUCUUCCAUACAGAUAAGUCUUAUCUUACAAAAUGUAUUGACAUUAACAUGUCAUGUCUACAAAAGUCUUUAGACGAGUCUUUUCUACCAAAAUAUAUUGAUAAGUCAUGACUACCAAAAUCUAUAUACAAGAAUUGUCUACCAAAACUUGUCUACAAUGGAGAGAAGAACAAGAGGCAGCUUCUGUAUCAACAACGCUCAAAUCUCCUCAAUUUCACUGCACUACAUUCAGUGUAUUACAGAGGAAAAAUGUGUGCCUUGGUGUAGUACCGGGAUAUUUUUAUAUACUUUUUAACAGUUUAAUCAGAAUAUGAAAAAAUCACUAGAUACUUAUUUACAUAUGAAAAUCAGUGAUAUUUUCUAUGCCAAAUUUUUUUUUCUUCUAUUGAUAAGAGAGAAUGUUUCAAGAAUUUGAAAUACUUUGAAAAUAUGAGCAGCAUAUGUGAAAAUAACGUUAAUUUCGUUUUGUGAAGAGCAAUACAUUAUACUAUAGUUAAAACAAUUGUUUACGGUAUUUUUAAACAGGAUUAUAUAACUUAUAUACCCGUUAUCUCAAAAUUUCCGAUUUGUUGAGUUCAUUCUAUUGUGUUAAUGGAAUAUUUCAUAUGAUAAAAUUUGUUGUUAUACUUUCAUGUUAAAUACUGAAAUCUGAUUGGUUAAGACGCAGUUAAUAAUAUUUACUAUUACCCUCAGCGUUAGCAACGCACUUGGCAACGGGUAAUAUUAAAAAAUGUUACAUGCGCGAAAGUUAUGCGCGUACGGUUCGCUGUAUAAUUCACGUUAUUCCUAUAUAAAAGCAGUAAAAUUUUCUUAAAAUUUUU